Porites evermanni is the source of this 1414-nucleotide messenger RNA. NCBI's taxonomy places the organism in Eukaryota, Metazoa, Cnidaria, Anthozoa, Scleractinia, Poritidae. The record is from the annotation of a GenBank genome assembly.
AUGAAAACGUCCAAGUACCAGUCCCCAGAAUUUCUAGUUCCUGAACUUCAAAAAGCCAUAGAAAACACACUACCAACGCUGGACAAAGAUGCGGUCCAAAUUUUAGAUAUUGGAGCUGGUUCAGGCCUGAUCGGAGAAAAGCUGAGAGCAAGAGGUUUUACAAAUCUUGUGGCAAUCGAUCUGUCGCCUAAGAUGCUGGCUUUGGCCGAGAAGAAGAACAUAUACAAGGCUAUGGUGUGUGAUUCGCUUUACAACUGGAGAAAGCACUUUGCUAUGGGUCAGUUUGAUGCUGCCGUUAGCUGCAGUGUUUUUACACCUGGGCAACUGAAGCCAGAAGCUUUUGAUGAAAUUAUAUCUUUAAUAAAGCCCGGUAAGUUCUUUCUUCACAAUUGUUAAAAGAGGUUAUUUCAGAAGGGGGUUGUUAUACCGAAAAACGUUCUCCGGAAAGUGACUUCCCUCAAGUUUGAUUUUUGCUUGCUUUUGUUUUCUAAGUUUGGCGAUGAUUCAGGUCGAGUCCUUCCACCCCAUGACGACAAAACCUGCUAAUUGUCUCUGCUAUUAAAACCAACAUCCUACCCACUGAUAAACGGUAGUUAUUCGCCAAAUCUACGCAAUUCGAACGAAAAGAAAAGCAGGAGCGAAUCAGCUUCAAAUUAAAAAGCGAAUGGUGAAUUCGGCGAGAAAACCCGAGAAGCGAUUGCGUACAAAAAAGCAAACUCUCCCAAUAGAGGGCGAGUUGGGGACUAACUGGAUUCUACUGUCAUUUUCCCUUGACAGCGCUGGGGCGUUUUUAAAGUUUGGCAAGUUUUGACAAAGUUUCGAAUUUAGAAUUCUGAAUGGUGUUAACAAUUUCCACAUAUAAGAGUGCCCAAUGGCUUACCCGUUAAAUUUGCAAAGUAAAUAAAAAAGUGCCUGCAAUCGAUCCUGGACAAAAUUUCUUGGGACAGUAACUAUGUGGUAUUCGUAAUCAUCUGUAAUUUUCUCAGAAUAGCAGUGUUACCUUUUGAAAUUUGGGAAGAAUUCUUUAUACACGCGUCCAUCGUUAUUUGCGGGGGUGGAGAGAGGAGUUUGCAUGUGUGAUAAAAAAGGCCUUUCAAAUGCAAAUUUGUUCAUGAUUGUAGCCUAGUGCGGAUAAACUCAUUCUUGGAGAAAUCGCGGAAAAAAUCGAUGCCUUGAUGUAAAUUGUCAUUUUUUUUCUCUUUUAGGUGGAAUCAUGGCUCACUCCAUACGAAAGGAUACCUAUAUCACUCCAGAGUACGGCUACGAAAAAAAGUUGAAAGAAAUGGAGGAAGCAGGGAAAAUAAGACUGCUGAAGAAGGAGAAAAUCAUAAAAUAUGCUGAUGACAGAGCCAAUGAAUACACUGUUCCCAGUGGUUAUAUUUUGGUACAUCAAAUUGUUAAACAUGAUGAAUGA